AGAUAACUAAAUUCAAUAUGGCGGCGAAGUUUUCUCUUUUUCGUGUUAUGCAUUUGAGUUCAAAUAGUAAUGUAUUCCGACAAAUGACGAAGCUAAAUGCAAUCUUUGAGUGUUCAUCUAUCGGCAUGUUACCCGGAAAUCGACAACACUGGAGGAACUUCAAUAUCACAAGUGUGAAAUCUUUGAAAGAAAUUCAGGAGAAAACUGAGGGCAAUGUUACCAAGAUCGAGGGUGUUUACAGAGUGUCAGAUAGUACCAAGCACUUAAUCUUUGAGGACCAGAGCAGUGACCCUGAAGUGCAAAGACCAUGUCCUAUAUGGAGUCUAGGACCAAUAGCUGAGAAGAUUCGAUAUACGGAUGUGUUGAUUUUAAGUCAAUUUUUGCGACCAGAUGGGACCAUGUUGCCCAAGAGAGUGACAGGGCUGUGUAGAGACUCACAGAAGAAGAUACUCAGGCUUGUUGGGCAGGCACAAAGAGCAGGACUAAUGACAAGCCUCAGACCUCCUAAAUACAAAGAUGGGCAAGUUGUAGAGAGAACAGCAGCUAUGAACAAAUAUAAGUUCAAGAAGUUCAACAAAUAUUUCACAGACGAUUUCAUGGGAACAAAAUAAGUGAACAUUUGGACUAGUGAUCAGUCAUGUCAGUAAUAUAGAUUGUUUGCCAGUGUAUGGCAAAUCUUGUUGUAUAAAGGCUCAUUUUGUGUGGAAUAAACCCAUUAAAAUAACA
Molecule: messenger RNA, 726 nt
Organism: Owenia fusiformis
Lineage: Eukaryota; Metazoa; Annelida; Polychaeta; Sabellida; Oweniidae
Source: the annotation of a GenBank genome assembly